This is a messenger RNA of Paraphaeosphaeria sporulosa, 1180 nucleotides long. Its product is annotated as ubiquinone biosynthesis protein CAT5. The record is from RefSeq and is a predicted model, not a curated record. NCBI's taxonomy places the organism in Eukaryota, Fungi, Ascomycota, Dothideomycetes, Pleosporales, Didymosphaeriaceae. Gene Ontology annotation, biological process: ubiquinone biosynthetic process. Gene Ontology annotation, molecular function: 3-demethoxyubiquinol 3-hydroxylase activity. The transcript has a single exon. Bases 94 to 915 code for a protein of 273 amino acids. Gene Ontology annotation, cellular component: mitochondrial inner membrane.
CGCGUUGCGCCCACCCAGCGGCACCGCAACAACAUCGCCGCGCUGCCGCCUGCCUUCACUCUGCUGCGCGCCUCUCUAGACACCAUAGACACCAUGGCGUCUGCGCUCCUUGCCACACGCCCAUUGGCCCGCGCCGCCGCCCGCAGCACCCAGCACCCCGUCGCCCAAUUCAUCGUGCCCUGCUGCAUUGCCCGCCCCCGGCGGCGAAUCCACUCCUCGCCCGCACACGCCGUCCAGUCCUCCCCGACGAAGCGCUCCGUCGCAGCCGCAAUACCACAAGACCAUGCCGACCACUCCGACCUCCCCACCCCGCACAACACCGCCGCCGGCACCCCCAUAAAGCUGCUCUCGCAGGAGCAGCACGACUUCCUCGACUCGGCGCUGCGCGUCAACCAGGCCGGCGAGCUCGCCGCAGUCCUCAUCUACGCAGCGCAAACCCCACCUCUCCUCCGCGCACACCCGCACCUAAAGGGCCUCAUGAAGCACAUGCACGACCAGGAAGUCGGCCACUUCCGCUACUUCAACUCGAUACUCGCAAAGCACCGCGUCCGCCCCACCGCCAUGUAUCCCGUCUGGCACGCCGCCGCCACCGUCCUCGGGUGGGGCACCGCCGUCAUCGGCAAGGAGGCCGCCAUGGCCUGCACCGAGGCCGUCGAGACCGAGAUCGGGACCCAUUACAACGAGCAGGUGCGCGUGCUGCUGGACUGGGCCGACAAGCUCGAGGCCCGGGGCGAGACGCUGGGCGACGAGCUGACGGUGCUGAUUGACGAGUUGAGGCGGAUACGGGACGAGGAGCUCGAGCAUCUGGAUCAUGCCGUGGAGAAUGACAGCAAGGAGGCGAAGCCCUAUGAGCUGCUGACCAAUGUUAUAAGAGGGGGCUGUCGGACGGCAAUUUGGAUUAGCGAGAGAGUGUAAGAUGACCAUGUGUAUUUGUAUCGAGAUAUGGUGUACGAUGCUGGCGACCACACCGCUGCUCACCCACGUUAAACCUAAACGACGAAACGUUUGUGUAUUCUACUAGACGAUUGCGUUGGAUUCACACAUGUACUUUGUGCUUGUAACUAUGUAUCUGUCUUCUCGUGUUUUGUAACUGUACCAUAUGUAGCGUAUCCCGUAUCCGUCUCUCUUCGAUCUUACGAACAUUUCAGCUUGCAUAGAUUUCAAUUCAAGGCCACGUAUU